UAAACAAGUUUUUCACUGCCAUUCAUGAUCAUGGCGUCCCUUGGACUGAGUGCCGAGCUAAAGAAGAGACGAUACAUCAACAACAAGCCCGUGUUCCUAUUGUAACUCAUAAAAGACGCUCAGAAGUUGACCGCUAAACAUAUUUAGGCAUAAGUCAUGACAGACAAUGAAAAGUUUCUUCAAGUCAAUAAUCCCAUCCUUGACUGCAAUGCAAAUGUUCACAAACCUUGCCAAGUUCCCACAAUAGAGACUGGUGUAAAACCCAUCAUGAAUGAGAAUGCAUCUGAGAGUAACAUCUCUUCAAUGGAUGGAAAUAAUGGAGAUGGGGAUCACCAGUCUGCCCAGAACUGGCUGACAGAAUUGGCUAUCAUUGCUACUAGUCCACAGAGUCCUCUUAUGGAAUCAAGAAGAAAGAGUUCUUCAGGAAAGCAGAGACAGCGGCAUCACUCAGAGGGAAGUGUUCUCCAUAAACCUACCAGGCUAUCAGCUGCAGUCAACUCUCUAAAUCGUGCCAUUCAUACCUAUGCCAAACCUCCUCGUAAUACUCCACCACCAUCUCUCAUCUCAUCAUCAUCAUCUCAUAUCAGUGAUCACUAUGACGAUGAAGAUGACUUCAUAGAUCCUGUUGGUACAUGGGCUCCUGAAAGUGAUGCAAGGAUCACCUCUUCUUCUCCUUUCCCAGCCUCUCCAAAAGGUUCGGAAUCAGUAGGGGGUACAUGGUCACACCCCUGGCCAACAGCUGUCUGGAAGUGCUUUCUGAAAGGUAACAAGAUACGAUUCAAAUCAGGCCCUCGCACAGAAUGGCGACUUGCUGAAGAGAUUGGAAGCAAUGAGUAUUUAGCCACACAAGCUACUAUCAACCAGGAUGAAUCCAGUAGAGGACAGUCUCCUAUUUCUGGGUAUGCACCUCUAGGAUUACGUUUGGUAAAGAUUGAGGAUCUGAAGCCUUGUGAUCCGAGACUACCUGAUGUACAUGCUGAAGACUACGAUCAAAUGAAAUUGACCUUUGAUCCCGAUGUCAAUGGUCAGUCGUGUCUUGAAACUAUCUGCUCCACGGACCAUCCUUUCUUUGUGCGCCAUAAAGGUUGGUCAUCCUACAUACCUUGCCAAACAGUAGUAAGAUAUGGUAUUCCAUGCUCUGAGCUGGAGAGUGGUGAUGUGUGCUUGCCCCCUUCUCAUCCAGAUGCAACCAGCUAUAAGGAAUCUGAUGUUCUAGAAAGCUUCAAAAGCUAUGACCUGACCCCUCUGGACUCCUCUGCAGUUCUUGCCCUAAGCAGCAUGGCUAGACAUCGUAAAGAUCUUGAGAACAGUCCAAUAAGACAGAUGCCAUUAUCUGCAGUCUCUUCCUCAUGUCAUCUGUCUCCUGGUGGUAGCGCUAGUGCUCCAUCAUCACCAUCCAAGGGGAUGAAGAAACUUCACUUAGUGGACCAGAAAGGAAAGAGACCCAUGAAUGCUUUUAUGCUCUUUGCCAAGAAAUUCAGGUUGGAAUACACCCAGUUGCAUCCUGACAAAGAUAACAGAGCAAUCAGUGUCAUCCUUGGUAACAAGUGGAAGAAGAUGAGACUCGAGGAGAGAAAGGUAUUCUCUCAAGAGGCAAAACAUCUUGCUGAUGAACAUAAAAAGAUUCAUCCUGACUGCUGGAAAAGAAAAAGAGCUCACUCUACAAGCUCUGUGCAUUCUUGACAUAGCUCCUAUGUUAAAACCAGCCAUUGGUGCCUAUUACAGCAGCUGACUUGUAAACUAUUGCAGCAGUUUCUCAGGAUUAUCACCUUAACAAUGGAGUCAAACUCAUAGAAAUAUUUAUUGAUGGACAUUCUUAUCCUGUGAAUAUCCAAAGCUGAGACCUCUACUAUAUGAACAUUGAAAACUAUAUUAUAUAUAGACUAUUCAAGGGAGAUAGAGUGGCCUUUAUAAUAACAUGUGGAGCACUGUUAAAAUGUGUGCUUUUUAAUGAUUAAAAUGAUAAUCUGAUUAGAGUUCUAUUUUAUGAUCUUCAGUUUUAGAUUUGAGCAAUAUAGAAAUCGGAUAUUACCUACUGACAAAGUUUAUAUCCUGAAAUUUUCAGUCCAUUCCAAGCUUGAGAAGGUGAGUUAUAUAAACAAUACAAAAAUACACAGAUUCUAUAUUGAUGGGGCACGUGAUUAAAUCACAAUGCAGCAGUUAUGGGGCACAUGUGUUAUACAG
Molecule: messenger RNA, 2184 nt
Organism: Lytechinus variegatus (green sea urchin)
Lineage: Eukaryota; Metazoa; Echinodermata; Echinoidea; Temnopleuroida; Toxopneustidae
Gene: hbp1
Product: HMG box-containing protein 1-like
Exons: 9
Coding region: 157-1683 (508 amino acids)
Biological process (GO): regulation of transcription by RNA polymerase II
Cellular component (GO): nucleus
Molecular function (GO): RNA binding; protein binding; DNA-binding transcription factor activity, RNA polymerase II-specific
Source: RefSeq, a predicted model, not a curated record